This is a messenger RNA of Cryptococcus deneoformans JEC21, 562 nucleotides long. Its product is annotated as expressed protein. Lineage: Eukaryota; Fungi; Basidiomycota; Tremellomycetes; Tremellales; Cryptococcaceae. The record is from RefSeq and is a predicted model, not a curated record. The transcript is spliced from 3 exons. Bases 118 to 396 code for a protein of 92 amino acids.
GAAAUACUACUAUCACCGACAAUUGCCUUGGGUUGUUUUCAUCUCAACUACUGUCAACCUCCAUACAUCUCUAUCGUCCGUCUGAACAACCGACAACCCAAAUUUUGAACAGUGACCAUGGCCGAACAAGUAGAUACCGCUACCGAUGUUAUCCAGCAGAACGCCGGCGCAGCCCAAUCAGCAGUCGAUUCAAAACGAGAUGCUGCCCUUGGUCCACUCAGAAGCCACCGUACCCCCCUCCCCAACGAACUCGCCGAAUUGACACCUGAAGAGCAACCGGGAGGAGGGAGGAAGAAGGACGAUAACACUCUAAGUAUUAACAUUGCGCUUGAUCUCCUCGUUGAAGUCCAUCUCACCGCCCGAGUUAAGGGUGAUAUUACCAUCGGUCUCCUGUAGAGCGGCAAAAUCAAAGUAAUCAAAGUAUUGUAGGGCACAGGCGAUUUUGUAGAAAACGACCUAUAGUGAGCCUUUGACGGCGUGUAUGGCCUAGAUAACCUGUGCAUAGCUUCUUGUACUUAGAACUUUACCCUUUCGUACCUCUCGUCAUGUAUCUUUUACCUUU